Ilyonectria robusta is the source of this 2817-nucleotide messenger RNA. RefSeq names its product fungal-specific transcription factor domain-containing protein. Lineage: Eukaryota; Fungi; Ascomycota; Sordariomycetes; Hypocreales; Nectriaceae. The transcript has 8 exons. Gene Ontology annotation, molecular function: DNA-binding transcription factor activity, RNA polymerase II-specific; zinc ion binding; DNA binding. Gene Ontology annotation, biological process: regulation of DNA-templated transcription; DNA-templated transcription. Bases 88 to 2595 code for a protein of 835 amino acids. The record is from RefSeq and is a predicted model, not a curated record.
GUCUCGCCGUCGUCAUUCUGCCCCUUGCGGCGAACACUUGAGACUUGCGUCGAGUUGCGCUGUAGAGAAUCACGCAGAAGCAACAAGAUGCCGUCAUCCGCUGCGUCAGGCUCGUCGCGGAGGAAGCACGUCACCACCGCCUGCGUGUCGUGCCGAGAGAGCAAAGUCAAGUGUGACGGCGUGUCUCCCACCUGUUCAAAUUGCAAGAACAAGGGCAAAGAGUGCCGGUACCAAGCCGGCGACGACAAGCGAAAGCUUUCUCUGCGAGUCGCCAUUGAACUUCUGUCAGGCCGCAUCGAGCAACUAUGCACUUUCAUCAAUGACAACUCCCUCCAGCCUCCGCCCAUGCCCGAGGAUGAGCAGGUGGCCUUGGUCAAGGUGCUGGGCCAUCUGAAGCUCACUCACACAUAUGCCAGCAAGGAUGCGGCUAACAAACCCUCAUCUAACACCACUAAUUCACCUACUCAAUCGCCCCAUCAAGCAGGCGAGCCUUCACCUGCGGACCAGGAGAAGAAUGACGAGAGCGGAGCAGUACAGCCACUGCCCGUCUCAGGGCCUCUCUCCACAUGGGAAAAGAUGAGCGAAGGCGUGGUUCCUUCUACUAGCCAAACGGCCAAAACAGUUUCGAAUCACGCCGUGGAAUCGGAUGACUUGCAUAUAGUCGGGCAGCCCACUCCCGAAGAUCACAUUUCAUCCAACAUCCCCGCUCCUAAUUGGACCUGGAACAAUGCAGGAGACCCCGGUUUCAACUUCCCGCAAGAGUUCCCGCUUGAUGCAGGCGCAUUUGGAGAUAUGAUGGGCUUUCCAACAACAGAUUCAGAUGCCAUUAAGCACGUCAUUCGGCUUCCCACGGGCCCGGUAAACCCCGACGAGGGCGCGAGCGACACAGAGAGCACCGAGGCACUCGUCGACCAGCUCUCGGAGCGAAUCGGUUCAUUGCAGAUUGGCCCUGGGGGACAGGUUCGCUACUACGGGCCUACGUCAAACUUCAACCUCGUACAGAUGCCCGCGCCGGACAAUCUCACCAUCCACCGCACCAUUCGGAACGAUGGCCAGGAAUAUCUCGAUUGCCUUGGGAUGGGCAAACCAGUGCCGCUUGAAUUAGAGAAACACCUGGUCAACCUGUAUUUUACGUGGCAAGACCCGGCCUUCCACGUCGUGAAUCGAGCCAUGUUCGAAGCAGCGAAGACUACCUGGACGGAUAGCCAGGAAGACACACCGUAUUACUCAGAGGCUCUUCAGAACGCAAUAUGUUCCUUGGGUGCGGCCUUUGAGACUCGCCACCACCCGACAUUCGUGACCUUUCCCAAAUCUUUGUCCGACUUCUUUGCGGACAGGGCAAAAGCGCUGCUGGAGAUUGAGCUUGACAACCCUUGCGUUGCAACAGUGCAGGCCAUGGUUGUGCUAAGCAGCCAUGACAUUGGGUGCAAGAGGGACGCUCGGGGUUGGCUUUAUAGCGGAAUGGCCAUGCGCUUAGCUUUUGACCUGGCCCUCCAUGUCGAUCUUACACCAUACGUCGCCAAGAAAUCUCUCACUCAAGCCGAGGCCAAUCUACGGCGAGAUGUAUUCUGGGGCGCAUACACAGUCGAUCACAUGUGGAGCUUCUAUCUUGGACGCCCGUUCCGGAUCAACAUGGAAGAUGUAACCGUCUCAAAACCUUGCGGGGACACGCGCCCCGAGUCCGCUGGCCAGUGGAUUCCCUAUUCGUCCCCUCGCUCGUUUGAAGAGCACACUCCGUUGCCAGACUAUACAAAUGAAUUACACAGGCAACGAGUCCUGUUGGGCGAAAUUAUGGCCCCGCUGGGCUACGCCCUAUAUGGGAAUAUGAGGAUUUCUUCCAGUUCGCUUCAGGAAAUGAAUGUCGUAACUGUUGAGGCGCUUCUCAACUGGCAAGCGAACCUGCCGUCGGUACUCCAGAUUGAUCUGGACGACCGUGAGACACAAUACUUACCACACGUCAUCUUGCUUCACAUGCAAUAUCACCAAAACAUCAUCCACGCUCACCGGCCCUGGAUGUCUAGGACAUACACUCAACCAAGCCCCCCGCAGGGCCCAGGGUCGUCGCACGCCCGAAUGAUGUGUAUAGAAUCGGCUUACGCAAUUGCAAAGCUCCUUCAGAUCUACGAAAUACAAUACGCGCUCCGUAGAAUGAACAUUCAGGGCGUCGGAAUCGUCUGCUCGGCGGCUUUGCUCCUGAUCUUUGCCAAUGUCACCAGCUUCAAGCGAUACACACAUACCGAUGUCGGGCUGCACCUCAGCGCCUGUUUCAGGGCUCUCGACGAAUUUGGCUCCACAUGGGAGAGCUCCAAGAGGGCCAAGGACUUUCUCGUCUUAUUGCAGCGACAGUGGGAGCUCCGAGGCCGGUCUGCUCGAGGCCGGAGGCCAUCGCCUCCAGACUCACAAGACUACCCGUUGUCAAGAAAACGCACGCGGUCGUCGAUUGACGAAAGUCGUACCAGAGGACAAGAUCACCAGGAUAUGUCGCCGCCACCGCCGCCACAACCUGGAUUUCUCGCCCCAACCGGGCCGGUAGAUAUUGACAUUGGCAUUGACUUGGACUGGAUCUUUACUGGAGACACAUACUCCCUGCCUUGAGCUCUUACAGGCUCUCUAAGACGGUGUAGUUGGGUUGGGACUUGUCUAUCCUGCGUCGCUUUUUAGCAUGUUGCGCUCCAAGACAGCAUGUAUGAUACGAAAUCGUAUGGGUUCGGUUUUCUGGCGAACAGGGCCACACUCUAUCGAUAGUGGAAGGCACCGGGAACAUGGGAAUGGGAUUUAAGACGACUGGCUUAUGACUGCAAUUGAUGCUGAACGUUC